Messenger RNA from Peniophora sp. CBMAI 1063, 1327 nucleotides. Lineage: Eukaryota; Fungi; Basidiomycota; Agaricomycetes; Russulales; Peniophoraceae. The record is from the annotation of a GenBank genome assembly.
AUGCUGGUCCCUCUCCGGCACAGCGUCCCGAUCCGCCUCAACAGUGCUACUCCGCUCCUGAUCGAACUUAUCCUGCGCCGCGGCAGGCUGGUCUCUCCCGCCAUCAACAUUACUCGGCUUGCUCGGCGUAGGCGCAUCACCGCUCUGCGCGCCCUCAUCAGGGAACAGAUCCUUAUCCGCCUCCUCGCGCUCCUUCCGCGCGAGCUGGCCCGUGCGCAUAUCGUGCCCGUGCUGGACGAGGGACGGGUCGUGCUUGACUUUGCCUAUCACCUCCUCUUUCAGGCCGGAGACUUUCGUGCCGGUGGACUGUUCGCCGAACUGAUCUGCGUCUCUCUCACACUUAAGACACUAUGUACUCUUCACGCUCUAUUCUCGGCUCCUCUCGCUCUCCCAACAUCGCCACGCCUGCCAGCCAGGUCCGGCCCUACGCAAACGCAUACACAGCGCAUAACCAAGCCAAUCCUUCCUAACACCAACAACCACUACGCACCGGGCGGCAAAGAAAAUCGCCCAGCCAUACCCCAUCAAACCACCACUCACAAGCAAACCACCUCUCCCACACAGCGCGUCCCGAGCCUAUAUAACCCACUCCUGGACUACGACUCCGAUAACAGCGUCUCUGACUCCCCUCGCACUCGUACACACGCAAUGUCUACUAUGAACUACGAUCAACGCGUGCAACAGGAGAUGGCGAGGCAUGAGUGUAUGCUCGUUCGCAUUGGGCGCAUCCGGCGUCCGCUGCCGCGGCGCGUUACUACGCCGAAGCCCGCUUUGCAGUACCAGUACCAGUAUACGCCUCAGCCUCAGCCUCAGUAUCCGUCUCAGCCUCAGUACCCUCCUCAGCCUCAGUACCCACCUCAGUACUCUUCUCAAUACGCUGAACGUGGUUGGCCUACGUCUUACACACCCGGCGCGCCGCUUCCUGUACCGGCACCAGCGCCUUCAUGGGCCCAUACCCCACCGCCGCCGGGGCCACCAACGUACCUCCCCUUCCCCGUCCCCAUCGGCUACUUCCACGCCAACAACAUCAACACCAUCCAACCCGUCCAACCCACAUACCCCACGACCACCACCGACCAAGCCUCCUGGAUCCGCACGAUGGACGAACUCGACAACCAGCACCUCCGAGACGUCUCCUCCGACUACCGGUCCUGGCGCGCUGAGCAGUUCCGGGCGCGCUUCCUUGCGAUGGAGCAAGAGAGGAGGAUGAAGAGGGAGAGGGAGGAGGCGCAUAGGGAGGAGCUGAGGGCUAUUUUAGGGGGGGUGUUGCCGGGCGCUUUGAUCAAGAAGAAGGACGAGGAGCAGGAGGGGGAGGGGGAGGGGGAGG